GUGCAGUGAGGAGCUUCAGACAGUUCGAAAUUGUUGUGUCAUUUCGCGUGUUGUUUGGAUAAGUUUAGACAGCAUUUGCAGAAUAGCAGGAUUUGAAGAACGUAGUAAUAAAUUGUAUUUUUACUGGUUUCUUUAGAACUGAGACUUCAGAACUUGUAUUUCGUAAUAUUCUAAAUUACUAUUACUAAGAUAGAGAAAUGGCAUGUUAUUACGAUGAACAUAACUGUAAACCCUUAGCCUAUGGAGAACAACCUGACGAACUACUUCACUUGGCAAGGUUGCUUUUAGACACUGGGGUAGGAAUUGAACUUCAGAUAGAAUUUGAACGACUUUUUCCUGGUGAAAGGGGAAAGCCUCCAGCAUCGAAAGCAGCUAUAUCCAAACUGAAAACAGUAAAAAGUUUUUCUGAAGGUGAAAAGUGUCCAAUAUGUCUGAAAGAAUACGAGGAAGGAGAGGUUGUGAAACAACUGCCUUGCUGUCACAAAUUCCAUUUUUCCUGUGUUCUUCCUUGGUUAGGAAAGACCAACACCUGCCCUGUUUGUCGACAUGAGCUAGACACUGAUGAUCAAGAUUAUGAAGAGUACAAGAGGCAGAAGAAGAGCAAAGCCAAGCAACAAGAAAUGCUUCAAAAUCUACAUGAUUCCAUGUUUACCUAGUGGAACUGGCAUUCUAUGGAUUAAACUUCACUAAAUAACGGGUGACUAAAUGUGUAAAAUAACUUUUAAUAAAAAAUCUUCACAUAGAAAUGGGUAUAAUACUAAGCCUUCCUGUUUACCUCUACAAUUACAAGAAAGCGAUAAUAGCCACUAUUAUUUUUGUUAAUAUUUUUAUUGUUAAUAUUGCAUUUCCUUGUAAAAAUUUGAUAAUAUUUUGUGUAGGCGUGAUAUUCAUAUCAGAGGUCUCUGAAAACGUAGAAAAUAAGUAAAUAACAUUAAGUCAGAAGAGUAUUCAGAAGCCACAUUAUAAUAUGACCAUGAUUAGUACACAACAAACCAUCUAAGCAUCCUGUGGAGAGGAAAAACUCCAUUUACGGCAUCCUUGUGAAUAUGGGAUCCAAUAUAUUGGAGAAACAAAAAGACCAAUAUAUAGUCAUACAAGAUUUCGUAAUACCAAUCUACCUGCAAUAGUCUAUCUGCCAAAGAUGAAGACCAUAUAAAGAACUAGAAUAACACUAAAAUAGUUGAAUAUGAAUCACACAUGAGAAAAAGAAAGGAAAAAGCCUUCUACAUCCACCUAAGACUUCUAAGUGAUAAAGAUCACCCUAGCAUAAAAGAAGUCAACAAAACUUGGAUACCCUUUCAAAAACAUUCAUGUACUUAAUUUAUUCAAGCUCCAAUUGGGAAACUACAGUCAAGUUGAUAACACACCAGACUUCCAUCGAGAAGACCUAGGAUUGAAUUCUGGCCACUGCCACUCCAGAAAAUGGUCCUUCUCAGGACUUCCCUGAAGAUAGCUGCAGAUUAGCAGUUGAAACAUAGGAUAAAAACUAGUAAGUAAUUAGUAUCUAAUUAUCUAAAAAAAUUAGAUAUAUGUUAAUAAUUAGACUUGAUAAUCAUGUAUGUUACUAACCACGAAAACAGACCUAUCAUUUAGUUCAACAGUAAUCUCAUGAUGUCUCCUUACGUUACUUAAUGUCAUACUUAAUUUUAAAUACAAAAUUGUAUCACAUUAAGUGUAAUAAAUAUGAAUAAUAUUUGUCCUACAAAAUUUUCAUCAACCAUGUUUACUUUAAACAAAAAAAAGAUUUAUCACAACACUUGCUUACAAUAAGUUACAUUAAACUAUAAACACACACAUUCUAAUCCUAAUAAUAGUAUACCACUAGAGGAAUGCCUAAUAUGGUGACUUGUCAUUAUUUGUAGAUGAGUAAAACAAUACCACACAACAUCAGUUAAGAAGGGAAAUACUUAAUGUGCAGUUGUAACUGUAAGUACUUACUUGAGAUCAAGGAAAUAGUACUUGAUAAAAGUGGAAAGUACUUAAUAUGCUGGUUGUAGGCAUUGCUUAAAGACCAGUGAAAUAAUACAAAACUACAUAGGAGGAUGAGAGGAGUAUAUAUGUACUGACUGUAAUCACUGCUUAGAGACCAUUGAGGCAAACAAUACAAGAUAACCUUACUAAUACUUAAGGGAAGGUUAAACCUGAAGGGCUGUUUCUCAAAAACAUGAAUUAUAUAGAAGCUCUUGAGCUUCAGUGCAGAAAGGUUUGAGGAUUAAUACUUGUAUGUAUCAAAGAUAAGGUCAAUUUAAUAGAACAGAACAAUACUGUGCAUAUUCUUUAUUAAUACACAGCAGAAUAAACACUGUGUAUGAAAACCAAGAGUAAUUUAUUACAAGAAUAAAAAUAUUGCAAAAAAAUUUGCAUUGCAUUGAAAUCAAUAGUACAGAGUGCAUUCAGCUAAAAUUUGCUAUAAUCUUACUUUGGUAAAAUAAAACUUGUGUGAUCUGUCAA
Limulus polyphemus (Atlantic horseshoe crab) is the source of this 2451-nucleotide messenger RNA. RefSeq names its product E3 ubiquitin-protein ligase RNF181-like. The record is from RefSeq and is a predicted model, not a curated record. Lineage: Eukaryota; Metazoa; Arthropoda; Merostomata; Xiphosura; Limulidae. Bases 198 to 656 code for a protein of 152 amino acids. The transcript has 6 exons.